UUAUUCUCGGUCGCAUUCGUGUCAUUCGAAUUCUCUUUCUCUGUUUAAUAUUCGCUUUCUCUUUCUAACACUGCGACUGCAGGGCCCUCCGUCAGGCGGAAUCCCAACUAAACUUUGCGGAAAACGCAGGCCAGGCCCAGCCCUAUGAAGCUAGGAGCCCCUGCUACUGACUUGUAUGAAAAUCGAAAUGUCGGCUGUCUUCGGAUCGUAGCAGCAAGUGCAGCAAUGGGCAGGUGAUGUGGGCCACUACGAAACUUUCCCUACUAACAUCUUAUUUAACUGCAUUGCGUUCACGUGAGGUGGUGGAGUGCAGAACUGAGUGGGAGAGUCAUGCCUCAUGGCAGGAGAAGCUGACUCUAGUACAUCAGUCACCUUAGCUUUUCAGAAGAAGCGCAAUGCCGAGUGGUGUAAGCUAAGAAAGCAUCUGCAUCUUCAACUCCAACAAGAUAUAGCCAGAACAUUCUCCGAUUCUUUGUAUUGUGAUUUGGAAUUAAUAUUUGAUUCCACCACUAUCAAAACUCACAGGAGUAUCUUGCAAGUUAGAGCAGCUAGAUUUUUUUCCCAUUUGUGCAACAAAUCAUUGCUUGCUUUAUCCAAAAAUGAUAUAUGUUCUUUAGCUUUUGAGAAAGCUUCAUCAGACUACAUCAAAGAUUUUGUUAGGAAUGUCUACUGUAAAUGUGCAAUUGCUGAAGAAGAAAAUGAUAUUGUCCAGUACUUACAAAGUAUAAAUGAACCAUGCACUGUUAAAAAAAGUGGAUCACUUUCAUGUAAAUUUGAAAGGGGGACAAGUCAGGAUUCUGGAUUAAGUCCAGAAUCAGAUAUAUAUCUAACGCCAAAUUGUUCUCCAUCUGAUUUUUGUUCUCCAUUCUGUAAAGAACAACAUCAAAAAGUUAGCUCUGAAAUUAACACCACAAUUCCCAAGGUAGAAGAUAAAAUUAGUACACAUCUGCAUAAAACAAAUAGGUCAUAUUAUACUAUUGUUGCUGUUGAUGAAGUUUUCCGUGAAGAUCCAGUUCUGGAACAUGCUCAGCAGCAGUCAGUAGAACAUGAUGUAUUAGCAAAAGAAUUAGCUGAACAAGAUAAACUUUUAGAGUCAUUCAAAUCUAUUAAAUCAAAAGAGAAGAAAAUCAUUAGAACAACUCGUAAAAUUAAUAAACCCACAUCAUUACCUGUGUCAUCUAGUCUGUACUCCAAAAAGCAAAAGCAAAGUUAUGAUGCUGUAUUUUUGAAGGAUCCAGUUAAUAAAAAGGAAAAAAAUGUCUCAGAAUUUAGGCCAUUACCCCCUUAUUCAAGUUCCUCAAAAUUGUUUACUUACAACAGCAAAGAAAGUAAUGAAGAGAAUUUGAAAAAAAGUUGUUCUUCUAAGAAAAGUACUUUUUUAGCUAAAUUGUGCUCAAGUUUUGCUGACGAAAAAAACAAUUCUGUGCAGUCUGUAACAUGCUUUUCCACUUUUACCAAGAAUGUUGACUUGGGUAUCAGAGGAACUAAAAAUAAUUUGUCUCAGAAUGAGGAAGAGGAAUUUAUGUUUAGCCCUAAAGGAGAUGGGUCUUGUGGGUUGAGGUGUUGUCAGGACAAGGACCUAGACGACUUUUUAACAUUGACCCCUUGCAGUCCUGAGAUGGAUGCCAGUGGAGGUGGGCCAGAUUCAGGACUGGACACUUGUUCCACAGGCUGUGUGCCUGGAGGUGGUUUCAACAGUCCUCGUGAACAUACAGUUUCUGAAACAUCUGGUGUUGACUUAACAGAAGCUGCCAUCGGUGAAGACAUGCCUCAUGAUGGAGAUUCAGAACUUAAUUUACCAAAACCUUCUAAAUCAUCUGAUUCUUCCUCUGUGUCCUCAGAGGCUGGCACUUGGGACACUACGUUUCCUCCAUCAAGUACUGUUCAGGAUUUGCAGAAUCCAAAGCCAAAGACUGAUGAUGAUGUAUGUCAUGAGGUGACAGAAAAUACGAUUUUAGGAGAAUGUACGUUAGUGAAUUUACAAACAUCACAAAAUCAUGUAAGUUCUGCUUCAGACAAUGCAUCUUGUGUGACACCAGAUACUAUUAUAAAAGAUAUUUCAACAAAUGAUGCUGUUCAAAAAGAAACUAACAUUCCACUUGAGACUGAUUCUGAUCUUGGUCAAAAAACUGAUGUAAACAGUGAAGAUCGCCAAGGAGAGCACAGUUUAAAAUUUGAAAAUAUGAAUGAUACAUUUGAUGUUUCUGCUAGCGAUGCUUUCAAUGAAAGUAAUGCUAGUGAAAUUCUGACAGAUUCGUGUGACACUGAUGCACUGAAGCACAGAAGAAAAGUCUCCAGUUUAGGAGAUUUGCAAACUGAAUAUUUAGUUGACUCUCAUCAGCCUACUUCUGGAGAGAAAUGCAAUGAUUGGAAAAUUGAUACAUCAAUUGGAGCAGCUAACAACUAUUUUAUAAAUGCUGCUACUUUAGUAGAUGACAGUGAAUUGCCCACCUCCCUCCCACCUCUCUACAUACAUGAAACAUCUUAUAAAGUGAAGGAGCCUUCAAGCCAGUCAGAAAGGGAAGACCAUUGUGAUAAUACAACCAAAACCCCCACAUCAUCCCCUACUGAAAUUGAGGAGGAGACUAAACAUAUGUGUGUGUCACAUGAGGGUGUCAUGAUCAAUGAAGUAUUGAAGUUGCCAAUCCAUGAAAACUCAAUUGUAGAAAAUAAUUGUGAGGCUGUUGAACCUGUAUUGGAAAAAGAAGAAACUGUAAACAAUACUCAAGGGACAGGGGAGUCAGAAAAUUCAUAUAGUGAACCUCCUGUGAUGAGAGUUACAUUUUUAAAAAUGGGAGGUACCAGGCACGAAGUAAAAUUGUUAAAUGGACAAGAUUUAUUUGCUGAGUUUCAGAAAGAAUUAAGGAUGACUGAACACUUGGAACCUCAAGUUGUUCGUAAAGUUCCUGGAGGAAAAUUCAAAUGGGACUCAGAAACUCUCGAUAAUGAAGAGUUGCAUCCAGAAAAUGAUAUUAUAAUUGAUAAUUCAGCAGCAGCCAAUGAUGAUAUUCAAGAGAAACAUGAAAUAGAAACUGUGAAUGAAGAUGAAGGAUCUCAUAUCAAAGAGCUUGAAGAUGAUGAAAAGUACUUACAUAGUGAAACUGAAAGAUCAAGUACACAUGUUUCUGAUGGCAGACGUGGUGAAAAUCUUGAGAAAAGUCCAGAGGAAGAAAGUGAAGAUUUAGAGGCCCCUCGAAGGCCAAGUCUCAUCCGAAGAAAUACAUUUGAGUUAGAUCCUGAUGAAGAACACAUUGCUUUGCUGAGACAAGAAUAUGAAAGAAGGCAAGGGAAUCUGCUUUUUCAGAAUUGCAUUCCUCAAUUCUCUGGUCAUAUUACUGGGAGUGAAGGGUUCAGAGAUGCACAGAGUUUAUUAGUGCUGGGCACUGAAAAUGGAGGAGACAUGCACAAAAAUGAAGAGCAACAGAUGUCUCUUCCUGGAAUUCCUGUUGGUAAUUCUCUAUUGCAGAUGUCAGUUGUCGAUACAGACACUAGUCUUCCAUGUCAGGUACAGAGUGCAAUGUCUGUUGAUGAUAGUUGCAGUGACCAACAGUUCAGUAACUUCCAGAAUGAAAGUACUGUUAUCCAACCAUUAAAUUGUAUUACUCAAAGUGGACUGCAAGCCAUUAACGGAGAAAUAAAUGAAAAAGCACAAGAUGAAGAAUUAAAUGAACAUUAUGAAUAUCAUGGAAUUCAUAAAAUUGACGAUGAAAAUAAUCAAAGCGAGUAUGAUACAGAUGAACACAGCAUGAAAAAUGGGAGUUCAGGGUUCACACGGCAGAGCAGUUAUGAUAUAGCUUGUAAACCAGUUAUUUCUGGUGCAUUAACAUGCAGUGAUUUGGGUUUAGAGGAUAAACGUUUAUGGGAUAGUCCCAAGAAACAUCAAAAGCGAACAGAAUCGACGCCAAUUGUGUCAGGUGGAGUUUCAACUAUUGAUUUCUCUGUUCCUGUAAGGAAAGUCAGUGAAAGUCCAAUCAUGAGAAGAAAGAAUGAAGCAGCACCAAUUCUUUCUGGAGCAGCACCUGUAUCUCCUGAGCAAAAAGAAGCUCUGCCAGAGGUAAAACCACAACCUUCAGCAAGUACUGCUGCUGCUUGGGUUGUAGACAUGAGUGAUUGCGCUGGAAAUGCUGCAAAGCCUCCAUUAGAUUCUCGAAAACAUAAGAAGUCAGAUUCAACUACAGGACUUCAUCAGCUUCAAGGACCUUCAGAUUUGAAAGAAGAACUAAAGUCAGGAUCACCUCUUUCAGAAUCAAAAAGUGUUUCUUCUCUAGGGUUCUUUGUGGAUCUUAAAGUUUCACCAGGAAAAGAACAAUCUGAAGUAAGAUUGAAGGAAAAACGAGAAAAUAUCCAAGAUGUAAGACUGCAGAAAAGCUUGGAAUCAACUCCUGUAAAUGUUGGAUAUUUUGUGGGAUUUGAAGGAAGCAGAUCACACAGCCGUGAAAAAUGGGACAGAAAAUCAUCAUCCUUUGAAGAGAAACGAGAUCUUAAACGGCAGACAUCAAAGAGUGAUGAUAAUAAAUCAUCUGGAAAGAAUUCACCAUGUGGUUUUUUUGUAGAUUUAACCAACAAAGGACAAAAUGGCAGUGCGCCAAAAGAUACUGAAUCUAAGAGAUUGUCUAGUGAAGAUGAAAAAGACAAUGUGACACCAGACAGAAAGAGUGCGAUAUUUUCUAUGUUUAUUGAUAUUGGUGAUUCCAAGAAGGAAUCUAGUGGUAGACAUGGCUCUGCAGAAUCAGUAAAAAGUAAAGUGGCAUCUUCACCAUUACUCUCUUCCAAUAAAAAACUAGGGUUAAGGCGAGCAUCAUUGUCUAGGGACAGUUCUGACAGAGGUUCUCGUCCUAAUUCAGCAACGUUUGAUAUAGAUGAUCAGCUGCCUCAAGGAGAAAGUCCAAAAAGCACAUUCAUGUAUAUUGAUGCCAGCACAUCCAGUAGUAAAAGUGAAUGUACUGUAGCACAAAGUCAACCUUCAUCAUUAGAAGAAGUAAAUGAACAUAAAGCAAAUAAGAAACAGAGCUUUUUCAUGUUCAUAGAAAAUGAAUCUCCUGUGAUAAGGCGUAAAACUCUUCCUUCAGGAUUGCGACCCAGUUUUAAUAGACACUCAUGGAAUCCUGAAACUCGUUCUACUCUUCAGACUGAAGACACUCGUUUAACUGCAAGAAGGCAACAUAAACGAGCCCACAGUGUAUCUGUUGACAGAAGUUCCAUUUGCAGUCCUGGAGAUGAACACAAGUCUUCCAGUUCUAGCUCUCUAGCAAAAACACAACAACAAGGAAGUAGUCACUCAUUGUGUGAAUCAGCAAUGCCAUCUGAGGUAGGCAUGCCUCAGAUGUCAGUUUCUUGUCAUGCCCGACUCUCUUCAAAAAGUCAAGAGAAGUUUUUGCAACGUACUUUCAGUGUGGAAGAACAAACAGAAGAUGAUAUAAGUGGAAAUAGCGUUCAAACAAAUGUAGACCAUUUAAGUCAUAAAGCAGAAGUUUCAGGAAACAUAAAUGUCAAAUUUACUUUGAAAGAAGCUAACGUAAAUAUCGUAGAAGUGUCAGAUUUGGAAAAAGUUGAAGAACUUGAGUUGCAGCAUGCAAUCCAAGUUACUGUUCAAGACAGAUGUGCCUCAAAGAGAAAUACCCCUGUAGAAUUAACUUCUGCAGAUGUUGGCAGACAUCAAAAUGUUUCUAAAGACUUAGCAAAAGUUUCAAUUGAAGAACAUAAGCAGAAGAAAGCAGUUACAAGAGAAAGUUAUCAAUCACAAACUAUGGGGAAUGAAGAGAAUUUUUCAAAGCAAGCAAAAUCCAUCCCAGAGUCAUCUGUUUGUGUUUCUUCUGGAGGAGCAGGCAACAACAGGAAAACAGAAUUUGUGCCAGAAAUGCAGAAAAAGGGAGACAGUAAUGAAACAAAAAAGAAAGUGGAGAGUUCUGGUGGAAAUUUUGUCAGGCUCUCAGAUCUUGAUAAAGAACCUAAUAAGGCAAAUGAUGUUACAGAUUCCAGUGAUAUUCUACCAUCUUUCUCUGCAACAAAUAGAAUGACUAGAAGUAUUCCUGAAACAUCAUGGAUUGAAAAUAAACUUUUAAUGACUCGAUCGAUAGGUAGUGGAUCUACCAGCAAAUCUCUAAGCAGACUAUUCCCCCACCUUCAUACUGGUGGCAGUGCUUCUUCUUCUCCUUCAAGUGCAACAUACAGUAAGUCACCUGGUGGCCAGAUGGAAGUUGAUGACAACGACAUGCAAGUUUCAGAGACCUCUGAUCUGAGUAGUAUGCAGAGCAGUAUGGGUCCUUCUGGACUUGAAGGCAGUACAGAAGAAACUGAUGCUUCCUCUUCAUACGCUGGGCGCAGUGGCCCUGUGUCAAGGCUCGGAGAGGAUCUUCUUCGAAUGUUCUUAGAAGAAAUCAACCCAGAUGUCACAGUGGAAGUGGGUGGUCGCAGACUGAAAGCCCACAAAUGCAUCUUGUCCUCACGCUGCCAGUAUUUUGCAGCGAUGCUUAGUGGUGGCUGGGUUGAGAGCGCAGGGAAUGUUAUUUCUUUGCAAGGAUUUUCUUAUAAUGCUGUUCAUUUUGCUUUAUGUCACAUUUACAGUGGCACUAGUAAUAUACCUGAUACCAUUAGUAUUGUUGAAUUGGCCACUCUGGCAGAUAUGUUGGGACUGGAAGGCUUAAAAGAAGUCAUUAUGUAUACACUUAAAGUGAAAUAUUGUCACUUCUUUCAUAAGCCUUGCACUAUGUGCACUGUUGGCGUCUUGGAAUGUCUGCCUCUUGCCGCCGCUUAUGGUUUGGAUGAAAUUUAUAGGAAAAGUUUGCGCUGGAUAACUAAAUACUUUGUGCGAAUAUGGCCUACAAAAGGCUUUGCAUCUCUUCCUAGAGAACUGGUCGAGAAGUGUUAUCAACAGCAUGUUGUUUAUAUGUCUGUUGACAAUGUUCUUGAAACAGUAAUGUGUUGUGAUAAGUUGAUGGCUACACUUCCUAAUGUGCGCUGGGCAGAACCUGUUUUUGGUAUAACAUCACAACUUUUGGAAGCCUCAAUUAAAUAUAUAGCCAACAAUUUCAGUGGUGUUCUUGCAAGUGAAAAUUUCCUGUCCUUAGGAAAAGAACUUAGUUGGAACAUCAGCCGCCUUGAAGAUAGCAUAAUGGCAGCAACUGAUCGUCUCCCUCCAGAUCAGUGUUGUCAAAGUUAUUCACGUUUACAUCAAAUUCUUUCUCUUGCUCGAUCUCCUGAGCCACCACCAGAAAUGCAAUGGAUGCGACAAGCACCUCGAGCUGCUCGAUGCCCAUCUUGGGGCCAAAUGGAACCAGAACUUCGUAGAAAGAUCCAAGAAAUAGCUUGUUUAGUAUUGGUCCCUGGAGAGGAUCAUAGGUCUCGAUUAUCUAACAUCACCAAAAGAGGAACCAGUGGUAGCAGUAGUGUGUAUUGUACUGGACCUAGAUCUGUAUCAAGUACUGGCCUUCGUAGCUUAGAUUUGCGUCAGGUCAGACUUGCAAUGACACAGCAGGCUCGCAGGGCUGCGUCCGGUGGUCGUGUUUCCACAUUAAAAGCAGACAGCAAAGCAAAAGCUCAGGCUAAACAACCUCAUACAUCUCAAGUAAAGAAAGAAGCAGUUACUACUGAUGAUAGCAGUAAAGCUUCAAAUGGAGAAACUGCAGCAAGACCAAAGACUUGGCCAAUGAGAGUUCUUGAAAAUAAGUCUAGAUCCACCAAAUAUAGAGUAAACUCUAGCACAUCAAGUACAGGAACACCAGAAAAAUCAAAUAACACUGCACCUCGAAGGUCUGGGAAAAAUUUGAUAUCUUCCUCAGAUUCAUCUCGAACAUCAUCCCCAGCUAUGAGACGUUCAGCUCCUGGCAGUGAUAGUUCUGGUAGAGUCAGAGCUUCAACUCUUAGCGGAACAUCAGGUAGAGGUGUUGUUAAUAGGUCAGACACUCCUCCUGGCCGAGACAUGCGGACUCGAAGAAAAAGAGAUGGAGAAAUUGCAGCUAUCUCAACUGAUUCUUUGACCGAAUCUCCUUCCAAUGGAAGCACAAAACGUAGUGCAAAAGAAUUGUCUGAAAGUGCAACAAGUCGCAGCUGUCAGUCUACUAGACCUGAUACUCCAUCAGUAAGGAGGAAAGUCCGAGAAGAUGUUGUAAUGUCUACAGAUUCCCUUUCUUCAGCUGCAAAUGGAGAGAAAACAAUAGGCAAAGAAUGCACUAGUGUGAGUGCUCCAAGUCAUAGUUCCAUUACAACGAGACCUGAAACUCCGAAAGAUAGAAAGAAGAAUGCUCUUGGGAGGUUAGGUGUUGAAGUGACAAUUUCAACCGAUUCAUUAGCCACUGAUUCAUCAUAUGCUGGAGAUGCAUCUCUAGGGGCCAAAGAAAGUGGAAGAGUCUCCAGUGGGAGUAGCAGAAAUGAAAAUAAAGCAGGAAAAAUAGUGAAAUUGAGCAAUGUGAAAAAUGAUAGUCAACGAUCACCUGCUUCUGCGGUUAGGAAAAUCACUCGUCAGUCUGUAUCAUCUCCUCGCGAUUCUCCCACUACACGAAUAAGAUCAGCAGUGUCAUCCUCGCCCUACACUGGAUCACCAUCACUAAGAAGAAGCCUUUUGCUUGCUUCUAAGCCUGAAAAUGCUCCUCCCACUACUGGUGUUAAGCAACUGACACCAUCUAAAGCUACUGCAGUUGUCAAGUCUGAAAAAUUGACAACUAAAUUACUCUCCAGUCCUUCUACCAGUAGUACUACGACAAAACGCACCCCUACUCGUAAUCAGAUACGACAAGUAGUUGCAAGUCCUGCAAAGCCAAUUGUAGAAGGAGUUAAGUGUGGUACAGGGAAAUGUGCUUCAAAAGAAACAGUUUCUACAUGCACACCUAAUAAAACAGUUACUAAUAAAAUCAGUAAUGUUACAAAGAAAACAGCAAAUGGUAGUAUAACAGAUGGUAGAAAUAAACGUUUCUCUGACUGUCACACAAAAUUACCUCCAGUCUCUAAAAGAGAAGCAGGUGAAGAGAAACCUCCAACUGUUGGUUCAAGAUCUGGUACGUUCUUGAAAGAUGAACCUACGAUAUUGAAAAAACCUGACAUAGACAAUGUUCAAGAGUGAGCUAAGUGAUGCCACAGCUCGUAUUUAUUCUGAACUAGAAUGUAAGUGUUUCUUAAAUUUAUUUUCAAAAAGGAAUGGGUAAUUCUUAUAUGCAUUUAAAAGUGUGACGAUAAUAAGCAGCAUGAAUACUCUCAAAGUAAAAUAAGUGGUUAUCUUGAUCAGUCUUUCUAUUUGUCAGAUAAGUUAAAAUAAGAUACUUGUUUCAGUAGUUAGUGUAGUACUUGCAUCAUAAUGGAAGGUGUCUUAAGAACUUCCCCCAUUUUUCCUUUUCCUGUGAACAUGUACUAUAUCGAAUGCUGCUUAAUUUCUCUCUUAAGUCCUACUCUUUAAGGACAGUGGUUAAAAUGUUUUUAAUAAUUCAUCGCAGCAACUUUAAACCAUCUUAACUCCUUGUUAUUUUUGUUAUUUUUUUUGUUUGUGCAUAUAUGCCAUCUGUUUUGCUUAUUGUGAUAAAAUGUGAAGAGUUAAGUGAAUUGCAUUCUUGUUGGAAAUGGCAAUUGAAAAUGCAGUUCUACCUAGUCAUUGAGCCAUGCAAAGUGUAUAUAUGGUACUAUAAUUUAAUCAAUUUUAUGAUAUUGCAAAGAAUUUGAAGUAUAUUAUAAACUGUAAAAUAUUUAUAUGUUAUGGCAGCGCAUUUUAGAUUGUAAAUGUAUUUUGUCUGUGUUGCUAUCGUUAUUAGAUAGUUUUUCAAAAAUAAUUUAAUAUUUGAUGAGUACAAUCAGUAAAUGAAUAAUUAUAAUAAUUAUUGUGCAAUUAUUGAAAUAAUCUUAAUACAAUGUUAGGAAUCUCAGAGUCUCCAUGUUCAAUCUGUUUGUCUUUUUCUUUAAAAAUACAGUUGUACUUUUAAGGUAUGUCCUUUUAUAUGCAGACAUUAUUACUUCUGUGGUACAAUUCUUAAAAAUUGGGGUUUUCUGGGCCUUUCAUACUUGCUAGUCAUUAGUUGUGUACAUUCCUUUUCACUUCAAUCAGCUUUUAUCAUUUAACUGGCACUUGUGACUUCAGUUUCAUUACUCUACUUUUUGGAGUCAAUUGUUUCUGUGCCAUUCAUUUUUUGGUGUAUUACAUAGUGUAGCACAUCAGAAUAUUUAGAGAAUGUAGUAAAAAUGAAUGUUGAUCAAAGCAAUGGUGCCUCCAGCUUAGUUAGUCAAAAGCAAAAAGGUAAAUUUGCUCUCAAGUAGAAAAAAAAAUUGAAGUAACCAAUCUACUCCUGCCAGAAAUUACAAAUUUAUUUUUAGCUGCAAUAUUACAGUAGAUAACUGCAAAAUAAAAAAACAUAAAAGGGGUUCGUUCAAAAUGUCCACAUGCUCGUAGUGGCAUAUUUGUUGUGGUUGUAAAAGUAAACUCUCUCGUACAAUUAUAAUCGUUCAUAUCCUAGCAUAUCCUGGUAUUGAUUUCUUAAAACAUCUUCCUGAUUAUAGAAACAUUCUUACUGACUCAAGGAAUUGCUUUUUCCACUAUACAAAAACAUUCCAAAGGAAAACUCCUGGGAUUCAGUACUAUUAACUGUUCUUUAGUAGUGCAAUAAAGAGAGUUUACUUUACACAUUGACAAGUUCUCUGAAACAAAUACAUAUUCUACAGAUAUUCCAGACUAAAAAUUCAGUGAGCUCUUGAAAGAAAUGUAGUUCUUACUAAAAACUGAAUAGCAAUUUGCUACUGUUUACUGUAUGGCUUUGCAGUAAUUUAAUGAGUAUUCGCCGAGAGGAAAUUUUCACCAAUUCUUAAUGUCAAGGUUAGUAAGUUGCUUCCCAAAGAACACUGAAAAACAUUUGUGUAGCUAUUUGACAGAAUGAGAACCUUGAGGGUCAAAAUUUCCUUUACAGUAUUGAAGAACACAACUGAAAGAAAGUUAUCAGAAAAUUUGUUCUUAAUUUCUGUGAUUCACAUUAUAUCAAUAGCUAUGAAAAUUCUAUGUUGCCAUUGCACCAAAACAAAUGCAUUUGUUUGUGAAGAUUCUAGUUUUAUUUCGAAAGAAAUAAUACUUGUUCCUAUAUCUCUAAAGGUUAAAAAUGCUUUAAUCCUUGUAUGUGUCAUGUUCAUGUCUUUACUUCACAUUUUUAAUAUAUGUACUUAAGUAUACAGCAGUACAACUGAAAAUUGUUUUAUUUUUUUAAACAUUGUUUUAAAGCACAAAAGGCCAGUGAAAAAGUUAGUGUCAAAUAAUUGAUGUUGGUUCUUUAUAACAAGUAUAUCUAGGAAAUUGUACAUUGUUAAUUUCAAGUAAAUAUCUAGCUGCCAAGCUGCCAUGUGACAACUCGUAUAGGUAAUUAAAUCUAAAACUGUUACAUACAUAUUAUAAUGAAUUAUGUUAUUGUUCCUUCUGAACGUUAAGAAGGAAUUUUAAAGUCAAUAUUUGGCAUUUUUCUCUUAUUUCAAGAACAUGUACUGCACAUUUCGGUUGCAAUACAUUAUUUCCUUUUGUGAUUUUCAAAAUUGUGCAAUACAUAUUUUGUUAAAAUACAUAAUAAAUUCUUUCAUUUCCUUACUUUAACAUAAUUUUCAUAUCAUGUGAGAUAUGAGGAAUUAUAAGAAUGCUCUUAAUGUUGAAACCAAAAUACUGUUUUCACUGUUACCAGUUUAUCUUUGUACAUUGAACUAUGCUUUUUUAUCUUCUGUUACACGGAUGUUGCAUGCUAUUUUUAUUUUUGUACUUUAUUAUUUAUUGCAAAUUUAAUAUUUGUAAUGUAUCCAGGGCAUAUUGCAAUGGUGUAUUUUGAAGAAAUAAA
Messenger RNA from Gryllus bimaculatus (two-spotted cricket), 11780 nucleotides. The record is from the annotation of a GenBank genome assembly. NCBI's taxonomy places the organism in Eukaryota, Metazoa, Arthropoda, Insecta, Orthoptera, Gryllidae.